Molecule: messenger RNA, 1771 nt
Organism: Anolis sagrei ordinatus
Lineage: Eukaryota; Metazoa; Chordata; Lepidosauria; Squamata; Anolidae
Gene: EPDR1
Product: ependymin related 1
Biological process (GO): cell-matrix adhesion
Cellular component (GO): lysosome; extracellular region
Molecular function (GO): calcium ion binding
Source: RefSeq, a predicted model, not a curated record
AUGAAGCAAGGUCUUCCUGGGCCUUUCCUUGAUGGAGAAUGUGGCCACUUUCCCCCUCAAAUGUCGACCCCUUCCUCUGAAGAUGGAGUGUCCCUCUCCCUCCUUCCUGGGCUGACCUGCGCGGAGGAAGCGAGGGCGAGUCGGGUAAGCGCCGCUGGCUCCCCCUGCAGUUCCUGUCCGGCCCUCGCUCAGAAGGCGCCUCCUCGGCCUGACUCCCUCCUGGAGAGAAGCCCCGGGGCAGCGCCGAGGGAAUGGCCGGCCUGCGCGGGCGCCUCUUCCUCCUCCUGCUCGUCCCCUGCCUCUGUGGGAGGGCCGGGGCGCGGGCGGCGACCCCCUGCCUGGCCCCGCUGCAGUGGGAGGGCCGCACCGUGGCCUACGACCACGUCACGGGCAGGAACACGCGGGCCUCCGUCGCUUACGACAGCCCCAACCAGCGGCUCCGGGUCCUGGAGGAGAAGAAGGGCCUCAUCCCUUGCAAGAAGUUCUUCGAAUACAUCUACCUCUAUAAAGAUGCAGUGAUGUUUCAGAUAGAACAAGUGACAAAGCUGUGUUCUAAGGUACCUUUGAGUGACCCAUGGGAUCCUUUUGAUAUUCCUGACAAUUCAACCUAUGAAGAUCAAUACUACAUUGGAGGUCCUGGUGACCAAAUUAUGGUACAGGAGUGGUCUGACAGAAAGCUAGCUAGAAAAUUUGAGACCUGGGUUGGUGUUUACACAGUCAAGGAUUGCUACCCAGUUCAGGAGACCUACACAAAGAACUACAGUGUGACAACCUCCACACGCUUCUUUGAUCUAAAGCUUGGGAUAAGCGACCCAUCUGUGUUCAUCCCACCAAGCACCUGCCAUACAGCUCAGCCAGAAAAGAUGAGAGAUGCAUGCUGAUAGUGAACCUUGGAUUCUGUAUGAAAACAACAAAAUUUAUUAUGUAGAUUACCAUUAAUAAUCAGCUGCUGAUGUCUAACCUUGCAAAAUUGUGGUUGUACCUUUCAAAAUUAUGGUUUUAUAGAGUGCAGACAUCUCGAAGCAAAGAGGGGUCUCAUUUUAACAUUGACCCUGUAUUCUGCAGUUACUAGAGAAGCUUAUUUUUGCCAUUAUGGUCUUUGGAAUGAUCUUAUCAUUUAUAUUUUCUAAGAGGCAAAUUAUGCUCCUGAAAUCAUAUUAAAAUAUUGUAUGUAUGUAUUAAUUCUCAAGAGAGAGAGAAAAACUAUAUUACAUGCAAGAGAUAGAGGCUGGAAUCAUGUGAGUGACAUACGGUGGUAUUGCCUCAUUUUCAGUAACAUUGAAAAGUCUGUACUUCCUUGUGCAGUGCUCCUCAUGGAACAUUUCUGCACUAAAACACCUCUUACUGCCAAUAAGUGGCCAAGAAAGGUCAGGGGUACUCUGCGGCAUCUGACUGCAAACCCACAUCUGUGAGAAAAUAAAAUAAAUUUGUUUCCUGGGUCUCCAGUGAGUCAUUGAAGGAUCCAGCAGGAAAACCCAGUGACUUACUGGAGAUCUGUCUGUUCUUCCAGCUAAAGAACUUCAGCCAAAUGCUGCCCAGGUGCCCUGCUCCCCCCUGACCUCUUAAUUCCCCACAGGGUAAACUCUAGCAUUGAGAAAGCCCAUUGCACUGAGAUGGAUGAGUACAUCCAAUGGAAAUACACUAACAGAACGUGAUGCUCUGCCAGCAUCACCUAGGAUCUGAGGCUGUUACUAUAAUGUGGCACCUACCAUUGAUGGCAUAAUAACUAUAUGGAACUUUCUUAUGAUUUAAUUUUCUUUUCUUAUAAAAA